Molecule: messenger RNA, 5309 nt
Organism: Nycticebus coucang (slow loris)
Lineage: Eukaryota; Metazoa; Chordata; Mammalia; Primates; Lorisidae
Gene: CRPPA
Product: CDP-L-ribitol pyrophosphorylase A
Exons: 10
Coding region: 1217-2572 (451 amino acids)
Biological process (GO): protein O-linked glycosylation via mannose; isoprenoid biosynthetic process
Cellular component (GO): cytosol
Molecular function (GO): D-ribitol-5-phosphate cytidylyltransferase activity
Source: RefSeq, a predicted model, not a curated record
UGUACUCUUUGAACUGAGAAAAUGGGAAAAAUACUGGGAAUUGGGAUAUUAUAACUAGAUAACAUUUUUAGUGUUUAAGGUUAUUGUCUAUGAAUUUUAUAUUAACCAUUGGUAAGAUUAAUUAGGAAUUGCAGAUAAUUAUAUACUUUAAUCAGCAAUUCAUUCAGUAAACAUUAAGCGUCUAUUACAUUAAGUCGGAGUUUACAUUCCGGGGACCCAAUGCAUUGCUGUGGCUCUCCAAAUAAUUUACCAUAUUGUCCUGGUAAACAUCCCCCCAAGGAUAGCACUAAAUAAGGGCAAGAUAUGCUUCAGGCCUGGAAUUCUUCAACUCUGGUCCUACUUCCGUACAAGGCUUUAUGGCUGUUCUACUAUUAGUUGUGCAAUCUUACACACGUUACUUCAAGUUCUAACCCUAUUUCUCUCUUUGUAAAAGGGAAACGGUAAUAGUUGGGUUCUCCUGAGAAUUAAAUGACGUGUGUCUAUGGUUCAGUAACUAUUAGUAUUAGUUUGGCUUUGUGAUUCCAAAACGUGUCUGUUCAUUAGAAUCAUCUGAACAUACUUAAAAACGCCCAGGCCAAGGCCACACACUAGAAGUAAAUCCCAAUCUCAGGUAGCUGGACGCACUCCUCAGGUGGUUCCAAUGUGCAGACAAGUUUGGGAAGCACCUCUGUUUUGAUUAUUUAUGUUUUAUGGCAACAUCUGCCAAUCCACCCAUCUUUACGGGAGGUGGAACGAGGAAGGCUUGGGAACUUAAUUAAAUUCAGAUAAUCCGGGUGCAUGUGCACCCUUCGUCCCACCCAGUGACCUGAAUCCGUAUCUCUUCCAAAUAUCUUAAAGAAGGGAGGGACCUGACGGAGUCCGAACCUCUCUCGCGUAUGCACAACUGUUAAUUGUUUGUGAUCUCUGGGUAUGUAAGGAGAGCUGACACUUCCACGUGGGGGAACCGCUCCGUCUGCCCGGGGAAGCCAGCCCUCCCGCGGGCGCUGGGCCCGGCGCAGAGCCUGCAGCCGCGCGGCGAGGAGAUUUCGGCAGCACAGUUGCUGCAGCAGCUGCCGGGCUCAUCCUCUGUCCACCGGCGGCAGCGAGCCCGGGAGGCUCAGCCAGCGCCUUCCGCCUGCGUCCUCCCCUUUUGUCCGCCGCCACCCCGCGACCCAGCCGAGGGCGGGUGCAGCGCGGGGCGCUUCUGUCCGGGGCGAGCAGGACUCGCCGCGCCGCCAUGGAGCCUGGGCCACCCGGCGGCUCCAGGCCCGCCGAGCCGGGGCCUUGCAUGAGCGGCCCGCUCGGCGCUCACCAGGCAGCUCCGGCCUCCUCGCCGAGCGCGGCCGGGGCCGAGCCGGGGCGCUGCCCGCUGUCUGUGGCGGCCGUGUUACCCGCAGGGGGGUGCGGGGAGAGGAUGGGCGUCCCCACCCCGAAGCAGUUCUGCCCCAUCCUGGAGCGGCCGCUCAUCAGCUACACCCUGCAGGCCCUGGAGAGAGUAUGUUGGAUAAAGGACAUUGUUGUGGCAGUAACAUCAGAGAACAUGGAAGCAAUGAACAGUAUCAUUCAGAAGUACCAGCAUAAGCGCAUCUCACUGGUUGAAGCUGGAGUGACCCGCCACAGGUCAAUUUUCAAUGGACUAAAGGCACUGGCAGAAGACCAGCCUGACUCAAAACUAUCUAAACCAGAAGUUGUGAUUAUCCAUGAUGCUGUCAGACCAUUUGUUGAGGAAGAUGUCCUCUUCAAAGUUGUCAUAGCUGCUAAGGAACAUGGGGCAUCAGGAGCAAUUCGACCUCUUGUAUCUACCAUCAUCAGUCCAUCUGCUGACGGGUACUUAGACCACUCACUAGAACGUGCCAGACAUAGAGCAAGUGAAAUGCCACAGGCUUUUCUAUUUGAUGUGAUCUAUGAAGCAUACCAGCAGUGUAGUGACUACGACUUGGAAUUUGGAACUGAGUGUUUGCAGUUGGCUCUAAAAUACUGUCAUACUAAUGCCAAACUUGUGGAAGGAUCACCCGACCUUUGGAAGGUGACCUACAAACGAGAUCUGUAUGCGGCUGAAUCGAUUAUUAAGGAGAGAAUUUCCCAAGAGAUUUGUGUAGUUAUGGACACCAAAGAAGGUGAAGAACAUGUAGGUCAUCUUCUUGAAGCAGUGCUGAAAUGUGAAUUAAAUCAUGUGAAGGUCGCAUCUGGUGCUCUGCGUCACACUGGUAGAGGCCUUCAGCGAAUCAUCCCAGAGCAAUGCUAUAAUUUUGUUUGUGUGAAUAUUAUGACCUCUGAUUUUCAGGAUACCCAGAAGUUACUGGGUAUACUGGAAGAGAGUAAUCUUUCCACUUUGUAUCCUAUUGUGGUCAUUUCAGUGCAUUUUAUUGACUUUAAAUUAGUACCUCUUGGUCAGAAAAUGGAAAACCUAAUGUGGAUUAGGGGAUUUGCAAAGGAAAUGAAAAAAAGAAAUAUUUUGCUAUGUGGCCUUCUCAUAUGUUACCCACAGGAUGAGCAGAAACUGCAAGAGAGUUUAAAGCAAGCUGCCGUCAUUAUUACUGCCUUAAUCAAAGAAAGAAAUGCUGGACUCGUCGGUCAGCUACUGGUGGCGUGAAGAACACAGAAAAUGACCCAUUAGGCUUUUUGAAACACCAACCCAAGUAUCUCUGUUGUGCCCCCCCCGUUGUUUGAGGUAGAUUGUGUAAGUUGUUUUCUUUGUCAUCUUAUAAUUUGUAGGAUGUGAUACUUAGAUUAUAGAAGUGGAUCAAUACUUGCACCCGUAAAGCAAAUAUAUUUUUGUGUAUGUCAAAUAUUAAUUGCUUGGACUAGAAAAGAGUAGAUAAAUAGAAAAUAAUAACCUUCACUUAAAGAAUCUUUCCACAAAGGCAUGAAAGAAAUAAUGAUGAAUAAGCUAUUCUUUUAAGGAAUAAGAAAACUUCAGCUGUUACCUUAACUCUAUGAAAAUAAAUCACACUGUAAUAAAGCUAAUGGAUAAGCUUCAGAAUUAUUCUCAAUUCUAAAAUUGUCCUCUCAACAUGUGGUGGUUUAUCUUUUUGCCUUUCAUCGAAAUUUUUCCCAUCUUAAAAAAAAAAGAGAAGUUGACAGUGAAUGAAAGUCCUUGUAUCAAAUGUCUUCCCCUUCUGUCUCAUGUAGGAGAUGGAAUCUCCUUAUGGUUUUCUGUUAUUUUUAAAUUAUAUAUUAAAUAUUUUCCUUGGUUUGUGAAAUAUAAUUAUUGCUAACAUUGUCUCAAAGGGUCUCUAUUUUUUUAUGAAUAGGCUUUUUAAAGGUCCAGAAAGCUUCCUAAAUUAUUUUGGUUAGUCAUCUUCUGGAGAAUCUGUUGUGCAUCAUAUAGAGUUGAAGUGGUGGUUAUUCUUUUGAUACAAAUACUGUUAACUUUUAAAACCAAGUUCUUUCCAAUUACCAUUGGUGUAUACAUCUUAAAUAUUAGUAUUUUUCCUUACAUUUUUAAUUACAUGUUUCUAGUCAUUAGAGAUGCCUUUUAUUUUAUACAUACUUUUAUUUUAUACCAACAGAUUAAAAUAGAUUAUUCUAGGGUUUAGGUUGCCUGUGGAAAUUACAGAAGUUGAUGAAGUGUUGUCAGUUAAAGAUAGACUGUAUCUACAUGGUAGAAUUUCUUUAACAUGUUGGGUGAUGUUUCCCUAUAUAUUUCAAGUAUCUAUGUAAUAGAGUUUAUGUUUUAUAUUUAAGCAAUAAUGAGUAGAAUAUAAUGUGCAUGGGAUAAUUAAUGCAAUUCAUUCUCCUAAAUGAAAUGUAUUAUUUAGAUCUGAAUUCCUGGGAUCACCUUUUUUUUUUCUCUCUCUCUCUCUGAGAGAGGUAAGAAACCUAAAAUCCAUUGAUUCAAAUUCUCAAGGAUAAAAAUAUGUGGACAAUGUGUAGUUUGGGUAUAAUGUCUUUGUGCCUGUUUAGGUAGUUAACUGUGUGGUGAAAGGCAUUGAAAGGCACAGUUGCAAAGUCCUUACCCUGUGCCUGAAAUAUUUUAAGACUUUGAAAGUACCCAUAAAGGCAGAAGAGGAAAUGUUAUCAAGGUUUUAAAGAGUGCCUUUUAAGAAGGCAGCAGGAAACUGGGCAUCCUGCUCUGUGGGGUGCUGCCUAAUUGACAUAGAUUUCAACUUAAUAAAAGAAUAUCAUAGCAGACAAGAAUUUAUCCUGGGGUAAUUAAUAUGACUUUACCCUGGGCACUUGGAAACACUUAGUGUAAUUAAGUUGAGUUAAUAAAAUACUAAAUGUGCCUAAAAAAUGAUUAUAGUCUUUCAACCUUACAGUUUACAAAGCAGUUGACAGCAUUUGCAAUUGAAAAAGAAAUCUCCACAUCCUUCACUAUUUAGAUAGGGAAAUUGGAGCUCAGGGAUCUUAAUUAGCUUGGUAAAAAUCAAGUAACUGCAUGGUAACAAGGAAGGGCUUAAACUCCGGACUGAGAAUAAGUGUUACCCUUGUAUCACUAUCUAAUAAUGACUCCUGGCAAAGACUUCCGAAAGCAAGCCUGUGAGUCAGAAGCAAGAGGCUCUCAGGGAGUGCUGGAGGAAUGGACAAGGAGAGGGGAGGGUGGACAAACACGAUGAAAUCAUGGAACUUCGGGCUUUUCAGCAAUCUUUCCAACAUGCAUAAAUUGUACAAUAGCCGAGGGUGAAAGGAAUGGCCAGAAUUAUUGUCUUAUGAAGAUAAAUUAUUUCAUUCAGAGAUCCAGAAGCAACUUUGCUGUUAUUUUUAUCACUGCUUCUGUAAAUUUAUUUACUUCAGUAAAAGCUAUCAUUCUCACUUUAUUUUCCAAAUUAUCUUUAUUUUUUAUUUAUUAUUAUUAUUAUUAUUUUUUUUAGAUUUCAGACCAAACAAUGUUUGCAUAUGUUAGGUAAGGUCCCUGUUUUUCUUGUGCCCCUCACCCAAGAGGUGUGCUGGGUACCCUCACAUUGUGCCCUGAGGUGAGAGCACACCAAACACCCACGCUCCUCUCCUUUCCGCCCUUGCUCCUCUCCUCUGCCCCCACGUUGAAUCAAACUGAGUUUUUCUCUUGUGUGGGCCUGUAUUAAUUCUUCUACUGGCUUCAUAUUAGUAUUGAGUACAUUAGAUACUUGCUUUUCUAUGUUGGUGGGACUAUAAACUAAUACAGCCUCUUCAGAAAGAAGUAUGGAGAAUCCUCAAAGAACUCAAAAUAGGGUUCUGUUUGACCCUGAAAUCAUAUUAUUAGGCAUCUAUCCAGAAGGAAAAAAAUCAUUUUAUCAUAAGGACAUUUUCACUAGAUUGUUUAUCACAGCCCAAUUUACAAUUGUCAAGAUAUGGAAUCAACCCAAGUGCCCAUCAACCCAUGAAUGUAUUAAUAAACUGUGGUGUAUAUA